Malania oleifera is the source of this 6542-nucleotide messenger RNA. RefSeq names its product putative callose synthase 8. Gene Ontology annotation, biological process: (1->3)-beta-D-glucan biosynthetic process. The transcript has 42 exons. Gene Ontology annotation, molecular function: 1,3-beta-D-glucan synthase activity. Gene Ontology annotation, cellular component: plasma membrane; 1,3-beta-D-glucan synthase complex. The record is from RefSeq and is a predicted model, not a curated record. Bases 247 to 6288 code for a protein of 2013 amino acids. Lineage: Eukaryota; Viridiplantae; Streptophyta; Magnoliopsida; Santalales; Ximeniaceae.
CGCAAUCCAGAGCUCCUCGCCUUCUCAUUUCCUUCCCACAGAUCACUAAAAACAAGAACAAAAAAAGCGCUCCGCAGAGCAGCUUCAAAAGCAAAAGCAAAAGAUCACAGCCCUCUUUCCAUUCACGCAUCCAAAAGCAGCAGCAAACACAUCGCAUUAAGCAAACGAAGAAGAUCCUGUAUAUAUACUCUGCCGCGCCCCCGCGCAUAUCAUUCUCACACCACAGGCUUUUCAGGAGUUCCGGUCAUGGCGGAAAUCGUUGUCUCGGAGCCCAUCGAAGGAAGCAGCGACAGAGAGUAUAGCAGCAGAAGCCCCAUUAUACGGUCCAUCACCGACGGUCGCGAUCAUAUUCUUCUAGAGCCCUUUGAUAGCGAAAGGUUGCCGGUGAGUUUAGGUCUCCAAAUCCGCCCCUUUCUUCGCGUCGCGAACCAGAUUGAAGCACAGGAGCCUCGCGUCGCAUAUCUCUGCCGGUUUCAUGCCUUCGUGAUCGCGCAUAGCUUGGAUCGCACUUCGAGCGGGCGAGGUGUUCGGCAAUUUAAAACCGUUCUUCUUCAGCGACUCGUGCAGGAUGAGCAAGCUACUAAGAGUUGGAAGAAGGAACAGAGUGAUUUGCGUGAACUCAAACGUGUCUAUCAUCAGUACAAUGACUACGUAAUACAAAAUGGAGCUGUAAAGUCAUGUCAGUAUUUUUAUAAGGAAAAAUUGAUGACUGCAUCGGAAGUUGCUAAAGUUUUGUCAGAAGUAUUAAAGACAUUUACAAAAGCUGCCGACCCUCAGGCCUUUGCUAACGGUGACAACAUCGAAACUGAAUCCAAGUUCUUUGUUCCAUAUAACAUUCUUCCCCUGGCUCGUGGUGGUGCUCGGUUUGCAAUCAUGCAACUACCUGAGAUCAAAGCUGCAGUCGCAGCUGUUCGUAAUAUUCGUGGGUUACCUUUUGUGGAAGAUUUUCAACAGCAAGGGGCUCUAGUGGAUUUGUUUGAUUGGCUAUAUCAUUGCUUUGGAUUUCAGAAAGGUAAUGUAGCCAACCAGAGGGAGCAUCUGAUUCUACUCCUUGCUAACACCCAUAUUCGGCAUCCUCAUAAGCAGACAUGCAUUUCAAAGUUAGGGGAUGGAGCUGUAAAUGAGCUAAUGAAAAAGUUCUUCAAAAACUAUACAAAUUGGUGCAAGUUUUUGGGGAGAAAAAGCAAUAUUCGGUUGCCACAUGUGAAGCUGGAAGCUCAACAACAUAAACUUUUAUAUCUAGCGCUCUAUCUUCUUAUAUGGGGAGAGGCUGCAAACGUGAGGUUUAUGCCAGAAUGUCUCAGUUAUAUUUUUCACCAAAUGGCCUACGAUUUGCAUGGCAUUUUAACUAGAGCUAUUAUCAUGACAACUUGGGCCAAUGUUCAGCCAGCAUAUGGAGGGGGGCCAGAGUCAUUUCUUAACAGUGUAAUAACCCCAUUAUACAGGGUUAUAUAUGAGGAAGCUGAGAAUAGCAAAAAUGGGACUGCUGACCAUUCUACAUGGAGGAAUUAUGAUGAUCUGAAUGAGUUUUUCUGGUCACUUAAUUGUUUCCAAAUAGGUUGGCCCAUGCGACUAAACCAUGAUUUUUUUUGUACCCGGUCUUCUAAUGAUCCCAUUAAUUCAAACUCCCAGUCAUCAUGUAAGGCUGCAACAGGGCAAAGGAAGAUAAAAGAAAAUGUAGAUGAGGAAAAUGGGGUUGACAAUAUUGUGUCAGACAUGCAGAUUAUAAUGCAAAGUCAUCUUAUUCAUCUAGAUUUUUUUGACUUGUUGAAGAGAGUGUGGGGCAUUUUAUCAUUUAAAGCCACAGAUAUUGCAGAGGAUGCUUGUGAACAAAAAUGGUUAGGGAAGACAAAUUUUGUAGAGAUCCGCUCAUUUUUGCAUAUUUUUAGGAGCUUUGAUAGAAUGUGGAGCUUCCUCAUUCUCUCUCUUCAGGCCUUGAUAAUCAUGGCAUGUCAUGAUUUGGGAUCUCCAUUUCAAGUGUUUGAUGAAGGAGUUUUUGAGGACGUUAUGAGCAUCUUUAUUACAUCUGCAAUUCUUAAAUUUGUACAAGCUAUUCUUGACAUUUCUUUUACAUGGAAAGCCAGACAAAUGAUGGACUUCUCUCAAAUCCUUAAAUUUGUGCUGAAGUUGGUUCUUGCAGCAAUAUGGACUGUAAUUCUUCCCAUAUAUUAUUUUAAUUCUGGAAGAAAGUAUACUUGUCAAUCUGCACAAUAUGGGAGAUGGAUUCGAGAGUGGUGCUUUUCUUCAUAUAUGGUUGCUGUUAUGAUUUACUUGACGACUAAUGCAGUUGAAAUGGUGCUAUUUUUCAUUCCUUCCGUUAGAAGAUACAUUGAAACGUCAAAUUUCUGGAUAUGUUCAAUUUUAUCUUGGUGGACACAGCCCAGAUUAUAUGUUGGACGUGGAAUGCAAGAAAGACAGAUUUCUCUUUUCAAGUAUACGUUUUUCUGGUUGAUGCUAUUGUUGAGCAAAUUCGCAUUCAGCUACAAUUUUGAGAUAAAACCACUCAUAACACCUACAAAGAAGAUCAUGAAAAUUGGUGUGGAAAGAUAUGAUUGGCAUGAGCUUUUCCCAGAAGUCAAGAAUAAUGCUGGAGCAAUUUUGGCUGUUUGGGCUCCUAUAAUACUUGUGUAUUUCAUGGACGUGCAGAUAUGGUAUUCAGUGUACUGUGCACUAUUUGGUGGUAUUUAUGGCAUUUUGCAUCAUCUUGGUGAGAUUCGGACAUUAGGUAUGCUUAGGAGUAGAUUCCACUCCUUGCCUUCUGCAUUCAAUGCUUUGCUUAUCCCACCUGCGUCUCGGAAAGAUCAGGAGAAAAGCAGAAAAGGUUUUUCCUACAGGAGAUUUCAGAAGGUGUCAAAAAAUGAGAAAAAAGGUCUUGCCAAGUUUGUUCUGGUGUGGAACCAAAUUAUCAACAGUUUUCGAUCAGAGGACUUGAUUAGCAACAGAGAGUUAGAAUUAAUGACUAUACCUUUCUCAUCGGAGUUAUUUUCUGGAAUUGUUCGUUGGCCUGUUUUCCUUCUAGCAAAUAAGUUUUCAACAGCAUUGAGCAUUGCAAGAGAUUUUGUUGGGAGGGACGAAAAACUUUUCAGAAAGAUUAAAAAAGAUACAUAUAUGUACUCUGCUGUAAAGGAAUGCUAUGAAUCUCUAAAAUACAUAUUUAAAUUUCUUCUUGUUGGUGAUCUGGAGGAAAGGAUUGUUUCAUGCAUAGUGGCUGAAGUUGAAGAAAGCAUAGGAAAAUCCAGUUUCCUUGAGGACUUCAAGAUGAGUGAGCUCUCAGCUCUACUGGCUAAAUGUGGUGAUUUAGUUGAACUUCUGGUUGACAGAAAUGGACACCGUUAUGAAGUUACAAAAAUACUCCAGGAUAUCUUUGAGCUCAUAACCAAUGAUAUGAUGAAAAAUGGUUCCAGAAUAUUGAGUUUGCUUCACACUUCCCAAUCAAUGGAGAAUGGUCCAACUCUUUUCUCUGGAGUAAUUGAACCCCAAUUAUUUGCAUCUAUUAAUUUUCCAUUGCCCGAUACUGCCCCCCUGAAUCAACAGAUCAAGCGUUUACAUUUGUUGCUUACUGUUAAAGAUACUGCAAUGGAUAUACCUGCAAAUUUAGAGGCUCAGAGGCGCAUUUCAUUCUUUGCUACUUCCCUUUUUAUGGAUAUACCAAGUGCUCCUAAAGUGCGCAACAUGUUGUCACUCAGCAUUAUAACUCCACACUAUAUGGAAGAAGUCAAAUUUUCACUCAAGGAGCUUAGUUCAAGCCAGGAAGGCGUUUCUAUUAUCUAUUAUAUGCAAAAAAUAUAUCCAGAUGAGUGGAAAAACUUCUUGGAACGCAUUGGGUGUGGAAUUACAGAUCGAUUAGAAAGUGAAAGAAAGGAUGAAGAGCUUAGAUAUUGGGCUGCUCCUGGGGAGCAAAUGCCAAAAAGAGCAGACGAAUGCACAGGGUGUGGAAAUUUGGAUGACAAUCCUGAAGAACGUAGAAAUUGGGCUUCUUUCCGAGGGCAAACGCUAAGCAGAACAGUUAGAGGAAUGAUGUACUAUAGGAAAGCCAUAAAAUUACAAGCUUUUCUUGACAUGGCGGAAGAUGAAGAUAUUCUUAAAGGUUAUGAUGCUGUUGAAGCGGGGAAUGAUGCCUUGUCGGCUCAACUAGAUGCUCUAGCAGACAUGAAAUUCACAUAUGUCAUUUCUUGUCAAGAGUUUGGCUCACAAAAAUCUUCUGGGGAUCCCCAGGCACAAGACAUACUUGAUUUGAUGAUAAGGUACCCAUCUCUGCGUGUUGCUUAUGUUGAGGAGAAGGAAGAGAAUUUGGCUGUUGAUAACCCUCAAAAAGUUUAUGCUUCAAUACUGUUAAAAGCUGUUGGUAGCUAUGACCAGGAAAUUUAUCGCAUAAAGCUUCCUGGUUCUCCAAACAUUGGAGAAGGGAAACCUGAGAAUCAAAAUCAUGCAAUAAUCUUCACGCGUGGUGAAGCUCUUCAAACAAUUGAUAUGAAUCAAGACAACUAUUUGGAAGAAGCUUUAAAAAUGAGAAAUCUUUUACAAGAAUUUCUUAUACACCAAGGACAGCGACCUCCUUCAAUACUUGGUCUGAGGGAAAACAUAUUCACAGGAAGUGUUUCCUCUCUAGCUUGGUUCAUGUCUUACCAAGAGACCAGUUUUGUCACUAUUGGUCAGAGACUUCUGGCCAACCCUCUCAGGGUGCGAUUCCAUUAUGGGCAUCCAGAUAUAUUUAACAGGAUAUUCCACAUAACAAGAGGUGGCAUUAGCAAAGCAUCAAAAACAAUUAAUUUGAGUGAGGAUGUUUUUGCUGGAUUUAAUUCUACAUUGCGGCGGGGAUAUGUUACAUACCAUGAGUACCUGCAAGUUGGCAAAGGUCGUGAUGUAGGCCUAAACCAGAUAUCUAAGUUUGAAGCAAAAAUAGCCAAUGGGAACAGUGAGCAAACUCUAAGUCGUGACAUGUACCGCCUCGGACGUCAGUUCGAUUUCUUUCGGAUGUUAUCUUGUUAUUUCACUACCAUUGGGUUCUACUUCAACAGUCUGUUGUCGGUAAUUGGAAUUUAUGUGUUCCUCUAUGGACAGUUAUACCUGGUUCUUAGUGGCCUGGAAAAAGCACUUCUUCUUGAGGCCAGAAUGCAAAACAUAAAAUCAUUAGAAACAGCUCUUGCCUCCCAGUCAUUUAUCCAGCUUGGACUCUUGACAGGCUUGCCUAUGGUCAUAGAGAUUGGACUUGAGAAAGGAUUUCUAACAGCACUUAAAGAUUUUGUCCUCAUGCAACUGCAGCUGGCUGCUGUUUUUUUCACUUUCUCCCUUGGAACAAAAUCUCACUAUUAUGGUCGAACAAUUCUUCAUGGGGGUGCUAAGUACCGACCCACCGGGCGUAAAGUUGUCGUGUUCCAUGCCAGCUUCACUGAGAAUUAUAGAUUAUAUUCUCGAAGCCACUUUGUCAAGGGUUUCGAACUACUGCUCCUUUUGAUUGUCUAUUAUUUGUUUAGGAGGUCUUACCAAAGCAGUAUGGCAUAUGUUUUAAUCACAUAUUCUAUCUGGUUCAUGUCGCUCACGUGGCUGUUUGCACCAUUUCUGUUUAAUCCCUCUGGUUUCAACUGGGGCAAGAUUGUGGAUGACUGGAAAGAUUGGAACAAGUGGAUCAAGCAUCAGGGUGGUAUAGGGAUCCCACAAGAUAAGAGCUGGCAAUCUUGGUGGAAUGAUGAGCAAGCCCAUCUUCAUCAUUCAAGGAUAAGUUCAAGGUUAAUUGAAGUACUACUUUCUCUUCGGUUUUUCAUUUAUCAAUAUGGCCUGGUCUAUCAUCUUGACAUCUCGCAAGAGAACAAAAAUUUUCUGGUUUAUGUUCUCUCAUGGAUCGUGAUUCUCGCAGUUUUUCUACUUGUCAAGGUAGUUAAUGUGGGAAGAAAAAGGUUCAGUGCUGAAUAUCACCUUAUAUUCCGACUAUUUAAAGCACUUCUUUUCCUGGGUGUUCUAUCUACUAUAAUUACACUUUCUGUUGUCUGCAAACUAUCUUUGAAGGACUUAAUUGUCUGCUGUUUAGCAUUUUUGCCUACAGGAUGGGGAUUAAUAUUGGUUGCACAAGCUGCUAGGCCAAGGAUAGAGAAUAGUGGCUUGUGGGGCUUCACCCAGGUCCUUGUUCGAGCUUAUGACUAUGGAAUGGGUGUUGUUCUUUUCGCUCCCAUAGCUAUUUUAGCAUGGCUCCCAAUCAUAUCAGCGUUCCAAACUCGUUUUCUGUUCAAUGAGGCUUUCAAUAGGCGAUUGCAAAUACAACCAAUUCUUGCAGGAAAGGAGAAGCACAGAUGAAAUACUGGCAGGAUCUGGUUUUGUUUUUUUCUUCUUCUUCCCUGCUUUUCUUCUCUCUUUUUUAUUCUAUUUUGGUAGUAGGCAAAAGAAGUUGUUUGUAUAUAUCAUUCAUGUACAGCAGUGUUGUUCAAACCAUUCUUCUCUGUUAAAACGUAGAAUUUCAUAAAGAUGCUCAUAAUUGUUGUUUUAUGAUGAACAAUUUUGAAAAUUCAACAAUGAUCUUGGACAGUUCAAACAAAUGUGCUUGGCAAAGU